CUUACGUUUGCGAAUGAUUCAUUAUAAAUAACGGUUAGUUAACGCGGAGUUUAAAUAACGUUAGCUAGUUAGCUAGCAGGCUAUCUUGUUGCUGCUAAUGAUGAUGAUGAUGAUGAUGAUGGCUAACUCUUAUUUACAAAUGUUGUUAAGCGACUACAGUUGAUGCUUAAUGAUUGUGUGAAAAUAUAUAUUAAUUUUAGAUGACUUUAUAUCAGAUAUGCAGAACGUGAGAAGAUUGUGUGUACAUUUAACUACCUCGGUGUUAAAGCUGUCUUUGUGUAUUUGUACUGUACUUUUAUCAGGUACAGUUUAAUGAUAUGUCAGUUCCACCUAGACACAUGCACACUGUAGGUAUACAAUUACCCAGCUGUCAUAUAUCUCAGGAUAGACUGUGGAUCCAACAAAGAUAAAGCAGUUGCUGAAGAUGGAUCCUUUCGCAAUUUAUCUAGACUAUAUAGUUAUUUGGUAUAUAGCUAUACUAGUAAUAGCCAUCUGUAUAUUAUGUUCAUAGUACAUACACAUCUGUAAAUUACUCCUGUAUUACCAUUUUUUUAAAUUUAUUAACUCAUGAAAACACUGUAUAUCCUGCACUUGCUGCUAUUGCACUCUGGUUAGACCUAAACUGCAUUUCGUUGCCUUGUACUUGUACAUGAGUUAACAAUAAAGUUGAAUCUAAUCUAAUCUAAUUUGUGUUGUUUCCUUAAGGAUCUAAAAGCACCCAGCUACCCCAUAUUGUGUGUAUGUUCAUUUAUAUUAACAUUAUAACAGUGUAUUUACUGUUUAUUUAUCUUUCAGAUAAGAAGACACCGGUUGGACAUCGUAUGUUCAAAAUGAGUCCUGAAUUAAACCCGGCAUUUAGACGUUAAAGUCGCCGAUUCUCAGCAAACGCAAUAAAGAGAACCAGUCAGAAAGCAUAAAGGUCUGUAUGGGUGUGACUGGGUUUAGACGAGGGGUUUAGGGCAUUUAUGAGGACCUGAAUGCUGAUUAGCCGGCUGAGGACUGAAUCGAAUGGGCUCGAUGAUGGGUCCUCUUCUGGUCUGGCUCCAGGACGUGGCAGCUGUGACACUGCUGAGGGCUCGGCGUACACUGCUGCAGGCCGCCAUCCUCUUUUGCGUGCUGCUGCUGCUCCUUUGGGUAUCGAUCUUUUUGUACGGCAGCUUCUACUACUCGUACAUGCCUACUGUCAGCUUCUCUACGCCUGUGAACUACCAGUACAGAAGUGACUGUGAAUCUGACGACUCUAUACUCUGUUCCUUCCCCAUGGCUAACGUCUCACUCCUAAAAAAUGGCAAAGAGCAGGUGUUGAUGUAUGGUCAGCCUUAUCAAGUCUCCCUCGAACUGGAGAUGCCAGAAUCACCUGUUAAUGAGCAGCUGGGCAUGUUCAUGAUCAAAAUGUCCUGCUACACCAGAGAUGGAAAAAUCGUGUCCAGCGUGGCUCGCUCUGCCAUGCUGCAUUAUCGCUCCAGUCUCCUGCAGACCCUCAGCACCUUGGUGUUCUCCCCAGUGCUGCUCACAGGUCUGUCAGAGCAGAAGCAGCUUAUUGAAGUAGAGCUCUACUCGGAUUACAGAUCGGACUCUUACCAGCCCACUAUUGGAGCUGUGUUAGAGAUUCAGGCUCGCUGCGUGCAGAUCUACUCUUCCCAGCUUAGGAUCCAUGCCUACUUCACUGGGAUUAAAUACCUCCUGUAUAAUUUCCCUUUAACAUCAGCUGUCAUAGGAGUCGGCAGUAACUUCACAUUCCUCAGCGUGAUUUUGCUGUUUAGUUAUCUGCAGUUCAUUUGGGGAGGUUUGUGGCCCCCAGAGCAGGUAAUGAUGGGAGACACAACACGUCUACAAAAGAGAAGAGAGGAAGCUCGGAGACGAAUGCGCACAACGGCAAGUGCACCAAACCUGAAGUAUGAAGAGGAACAAGAAGCGCCUGCAGACCGACCAGCAGAGAGCAAUCAAACUGAAGGGGCUCUUGAUACGCUUGGAGCCAUUAGUUCAGUCGGCGAAUCUUCAAAGAAUGAAGAGAACGAUCUUAACGUUCCACGUGUACCAGAGAUCAGCGUCAGUAACGACUCUGAGCUCGAUGAGAGAGCCACACAGGACACCAGUUUAAGGCAAAGACACGGGCCCUGGAUGCGCCUGUGAGUUCGACAGUCACCGUUCUUGGACAUUUUCUCUUUGAGUUACAUCAGUGGUGUGUGUGUGUGUGUGUGUGUGUGUGUGUGUGUGUGUGCACAGAAAAGCCAGAUCCCACCAUGUGUUACUUGGUGUUUUUUUUUACCUCACUGAGCUUUAACGUUUCUCUCAGCUCUACAGCUGUGUUUGAAGCUUGCUCUGUUUUUUUACACAAUUAAAUAGUAACACACAAAAACACACUCAGAUGUAUACUGUAUAUUUACUAACAACACUUUUAUGCUGUUCGUGCACGCGCUGCAUAAAGUACACUCCGAUGCUACCACGUUUAUUUAUUACACCUCUAAUAAAGGUGAACAACUGCAGAUUCCAACCACAGUUUAGUUUUAAAUUCUGAACAAAAUUCCUUAUUGCUUUCAGGUCAAAAUUAAAUAUUCUUCAGUUACAUUAUGCUGUUUAUGGCAUCGAUUUUGUUGUGUUACAGUUAGUCAGUCACAGGUCACAGAUACUGUUGCUAGAAACAGACAGUGAGUUUCAAAUUUUCACUGAGUUUGUUGACCAAGCCCAUGUGUCUGCAUCGAGCGGGAAACGUCCGUUCGUUUAAAGAUUGUCGGAAUAAAAGGGAUUAUACUUUAAUCCAGCAUAUUAAUAAAAUAGAUGUUUAAAUUAGAUGCAUCCCAAAUCUCAUACCUAUUCACUAUUCUAUGCCAUUGUGUAGUAGAAGUGCUUGUGUGAGGACUGUCUGAAAAUUCUAACAAGAUGUGCACUUUAUGUACCUCUAUGAUGCACUUAUUCUCUCUCUCACACUCACACACACACAGAAAAACAAAGUUGGACGCUUCAUGCACUCAAAGCUCGCAGCUGCACUUACAACCUGGAAAACAGCCAGGGCUACCAGUCACAGAUGCCAUUCAAGAAACCGUAUUCAAGAUGGCCGACAUACGUCUUUGGCAAAUGUCUUACAAAUUGGGCCUCGUUUAUUUUUUUGCGAUGUAUUUUCUGACAUUUUAAAAUCGGACUUAUUCUGUCAAAGUUAGCUGACAUGCUUUCGAUUCGAGUCAUUUUCCAUCGACUGAGAAACGGCUUAUAAUCCCAGCUAGGUUCCAGCUAGCGUUGAAUAAAGUGUGUAGUAUGUCAUUUGGGAUGCAGUGAUUGUCAGUGUAACUUUACAUAGGGACAUUAUGUAUUAUGUUUACCAUAAUACAAUAAGAUGGGUAUCAGUUGUUCCAAAGACUUUAGAAAUAUCUAUGGUGUCCUGGAAAAACAAACAAACUGUCACCAAAAGUUUAUAGAAGUUUAUAAAAGGUACGCAAGGUUGUAAUGAUUAAAAAGUUUAAAUGAACCAUAUGAACUGUGAGCAGUUAGAUCAAGAGUGACUUUGAUAUUUAUCUCGGUUGUUAAAACUAAAUCACGAUAAAAUCUAUUGCUAGUUUUCCAUCAAGGGCAAGUCAAACGAAAACCUUGUCAUGGACCUCGAUCUCAGUAGCUCCUUCUACUGCUACCUUAAAGCUGAUAGACUUUUGCGACACAUUUGUGCCAUAAACAACUUUUUGUUUGCUUACCAACAUAGUUUUGUUUUUAUAGCCUGUUUUUAAGACUGUAAAUAAUAGAAAGCUCAGCAUGUGCAGGGGUCUCCCGUGUCGCCACACGUAUUCCAGGACACCUUAUUAAUUUUUUUAUUUUAACUCCUAUUUUUAUACUAAUACAUUGUUUUUGUGUUUAUUUUUAUGUCUUAUACAUUUUAUAUGUUGGCCUGGUGUAAUAGACACAUAUUAAUGUGUGUACAAUGUUGUGUUUUCAUGUUAUUUAUGUAUUAAAAUAUUAGUUCUCUGUA
Tachysurus fulvidraco (yellow catfish) is the source of this 3955-nucleotide messenger RNA. It is a transcript of the gene bscl2, whose product is annotated as BSCL2 lipid droplet biogenesis associated, seipin. The record is from RefSeq and is a predicted model, not a curated record. Lineage: Eukaryota; Metazoa; Chordata; Actinopteri; Siluriformes; Bagridae. The transcript is spliced from 10 exons. The coding region runs from base 1009 to 2133 and encodes 374 amino acids. Gene Ontology annotation, cellular component: endoplasmic reticulum membrane. Gene Ontology annotation, biological process: lipid storage; lipid droplet organization.